Messenger RNA from Endocarpon pusillum Z07020, 4020 nucleotides. RefSeq lists its product as uncharacterized. Gene Ontology annotation, molecular function: protein binding. The coding region runs from base 1 to 4020 and encodes 1339 amino acids. Gene Ontology annotation, biological process: vacuolar acidification. The record is from RefSeq and is a predicted model, not a curated record. NCBI's taxonomy places the organism in Eukaryota, Fungi, Ascomycota, Eurotiomycetes, Verrucariales, Verrucariaceae. Gene Ontology annotation, cellular component: RAVE complex. The transcript is spliced from 3 exons.
AUGCGAGCCGUUCUACCUGGGAAACCACCAGCGAAGCCCCAAGCUCUAUGCACAGCUCACUGGGAUGGUCUUCGAGUCAUUACAUAUAUCAGCGGCAGGGCUCUUAUCAUUCUAGGCGAUGCGCAGAAGAUUCUCCAGACCAUUUACAUUGACGAUGCGGCAUCUCUCGAGGCGGUGACAAUAGACGAAAGGUCAGGCAAGAUUGCUGUCUGUGACAACAUCCAUAUCUUUAUCUACAGGCCCGUGGGCAAAGAGGAGGGUGUGCUCAGAUGGUCCCAGCAAUCCGAGUCCCAAGGUGAAGAGCGCCAAAUUUCAGCUUUAUCAUGGGGCUCUCCAGAUGAGCUCCUGGUUGGCGGUUCGAUUUUGACACUCUGGCAUUUCCCUGAUCGCGAAAAACCAUUCUCGCCGUGGACCCAGAAAUUGGCCAAUCCAAUCCAGCAUGUGCAAUUCUCUCCAGAUGCUAGCCUUAUUGCAUCUAUCGGAUAUCAUGAUAGGCUAGUGAAGAUAUGGAGGAGACGAGCAUUUGGGUCGGACGAUACGCGAUUUGACGUAUCAUACCUACGGCAUCCCAGCACCGUUACUGACAUACAUUGGCGCAAACCCUGGCACGUCGAGCAGAACGUUGAAGACCUACUAUAUACCUUUUGUUCGGACAACAAGAUCCGAGUAUGGACCGCCACGGACAACCAUGCGCUGUCCGUGCUCCAGCAAUGGGGAGAAAUAGAUAUGAAUAUAUCGAUUCAGCCACGUCAAGGUUCGUUGAUGGCCCUUACUGACAGACGCUAUGCCUUCGUGAUCGACAGUCGGGACUUUUCUGCGGCUGCUGAACGUGCUGUGCAGAGUUCUCACGCUGAAACUCACGAAAACCAUGCUCUCGAGCACUUGAUUGAGAUCGCUAAUCGAAGUCCAGAGAUCUGUGUCGUGCUCGAUGGGCACGGUCGGAUGUCAGCUUGGGGCCUAGAAAAUGCUGGUAGCAAGAAUCACCGACCAGCUAAUGUGUUCAACAUCGCUCAUGUGGAGGGCUUGAAUAUCUCCUUCGGGCAACAGAGCAACUCUGACGAAGACUAUGCACGAUUUUAUACAUUUGCUGGGACCACAUCAGAUACAUCUUUGACUGUCCUGGUACACUACUAUGACGGGAGAAUCAACUGGUUCGAUACGCAGGUUACGGAGCUCUUUGAUCCUUCUCAGCGACAAUACCGGGUCCGUUUCAAAGCGACCUGGUCUGGACAUGAUGGACCGGUGAAAAAGAUUAUCCGUAGUCUCAGUGGUACCACCAUCAUGUCCCGCACGGAUGAGAAUCACGCAGUUGUGUGGAAGCAGACAAUUUCAAAACUUGGCCCUCGGCUGAUCCGCCAGAGCUCUUUACUAUCAGAUGAGCACAUCCACCGAAGCUGUGUGCUCGACAAUGGAAAGUUGCUAGUCAACCUCCAUCAUGAUGCGAUAUCAUUAUGGGACACACAAAGCUAUUCCGCGAAGAGGCUCAUGAUGUGUCACUUCUCUGUCUCCAGCAAGCCUUUGUGUGUCUUGCAGAUACCCACACCGGCUGGCACAUCGUCAGGCAUAUACGUUGCUACGAUUUGCGCUGACAUGAAGGGCAUAGUCUGGAAGCUGGUCCCACAAGUCAAAGGCGUGCCAGGCGCCGACCGAGCCAAUGGAGAUAGCUCUGUUAUGGAGGAAUUCUGCGACUUUGCCGUCGACCUUCCCGAGCCUCUAUCCUACGUCUUGCCAGUGGACCCCGCAGGCUCUCUCGCUACCGCUUCGGAUUUCCUGGACAUAUUUGCCACCGACAUCGCCCUAGCGUAUUCUGUUUCAGGAACGCUGAGAAUGAUGACUGCUCGCAUUGAUGAGAGAGGUCGACGCAUUGACUGGCUCAUGACUUCAACAGUAGAGACUGGGAUUCCUCAUAUUUCGCUUGCCAGUGGUAGCUCGAUCAGAAAAGCUGCCGUCAUUGACCAAUCACGUACCAGGUUAACGAUCUGGGACACCACCGGUUCGCAAUUGGAAUACGACCAACGCUUUUCGGAGACGGAUGUUAUUCAAGAUCUCGAUUGGACUUCGACCCCUGAUAACCAAUCAGUAUUGGCUGUUGGCUUUCCUCAUCGAGUGAUUCUCCUGUCCCAGCUUCGGUAUGACUAUCUUGAUGCCAAACCUGCAUGGGCAGCAAUACAUGAAGUCCUUAUCCGCGGCCUUACGCCACAUCCCAUUGGCGAUUCUUGCUGGCUUGGAGGUGGUAAUCUGGCUGUUGGUGCAGGCAACCAGAUACUUCUUUUUGAUCGGGACGUCGAAAUCAGUGAUCAAUUUGUCUCCGAAUUCAGACUUCCUCGGAGGCAGUCGGCUACCCUAGACUUGUUUCAGGUUGUUCGACGACUGAACGGGCCACUACCUGUGUUUCAUCCCCAGUUUCUUGGUCAAUGUAUUCUUGGUGGGAAAACUGCUCUCGUGCACAAAAUAAUGACCACCUUGUUGCACAAGCUGAAAUUCGAGCGGGACGAGAUCGAUAGCUUCCUGGAUUUGCCACUGCAGAUCCUUUCGGAGGAAGACCAAUUCAUGGCUGGCGGUGCUUCCAAGGAGAUGCAUUCCUCCUUUGCUGACUUCUCGAUUGAGGAAGACCCCCAAGUUGUUGACGAGAAUGUUGCUGCAUCUUUAACAGAGAAUCUAGUCAAAGUCACUCUGCCGCAGAUUUCCCACCAUGAACAAUUUUACUUGGCCGAUAUUGUCGAAUGUGUUGCAGCUGUGGAGAAACAUCGAAGAUCGAUGGACGAGAAUGCUGCUAGAUUCCUCUUGUUCUUCCGCCAACAUAUGCUGCGAAGAGGUCGUUCGCCGGAUGCCUUACUCGGCGUCUCCUGGCGCGAGAUCACAUGGGCCUUUUAUAGCGGUAGUCAGGAUAUCUUGAUUGAUCUCGUUUCUCGUUCCUUCCACGGAAAGAUGCUGUGGGAGCAUGCCCGAGAAAGUGGUAUGUUCAUGUGGAUCACGGACAGCACUGCUCUAAGGGCUCAGUUGGAGGUCAUCGCACGAAACGAAUACACUAAGACAUACGAGAAAUCACCCGUAAACUGCAGUCUGUACUAUCUAGCAUUAGGCAAGAAGGCAGUAUUACAAGGCUUGUGGAGAAUGGCGUCGUGGAAUCGUGAGCAGGCCUCUACCGUGAGGUUAUUGGCCAACAACUUCAAUGAACCUCGAUGGAAGACGGCCGCAUUAAAGAAUGCGUACGCUCUGCUUGGAAAGCAUCGCUUCGAAUACGCAGCUGCAUUCUUCUUGCUUGCUGGUGCUCUGCAGGACGCGGUCAAUGUCUGUGUGCAUCAGUUGGACGACAUACAGCUUGCUGUGACCAUCGCCCGCGUCUAUGAAGGUGAAGAUGGCCCUGUUCUGCAAGAGUUGAUUGAGGACAGAAUUUUACCGCAUGCAGCUGAGAGCGGCAAUAGAUGGAUGGCCACGUGGGCUUUCUGGAUGUUGAAGAAACGCGACAGAGCUGUGAGGGCACUUAUCUCGCCAAUACAUAGUUUACUCGACGGUUCGCCGUCAUCGCCAGACUCACCUGAUCACAACAUACCACUUCGGGCCAAAAGCUACCUGUCCAAUGACCCAGCCCUGGUUGUACUUUACCGACAGCUUCGAGAAAAGACUGUUUUAACCUUGAGGGGAGCGACAAUGAUACGACCUCGCGAGGAGUGGGACUUCAUCCUCCGCAAUGCUCGUCUGUACUCACGCAUGGGUUGUGAUCUGCUGGCCCUGGACCUGGUGCGCAACUGGGAAUUUCUACGGGCCGCACCUACGCCAGUGAAGAGACUAAGCAUGGCUUCAUCUAGGACCAAUGAUCCUCGGCAGCUCUUGCGACGCAGGAGUAGUCUGGUGGUUGAUGAUCUGCCUCAAUUGACCAGUCCGCGAUCGACUGUUCCACCCAGUCCAGAAAUCAAAGAAGACACGUUCGGCAAGGCUACAACUGGGGCGAAGAAGCCGCCUCCCACUGUGUUCGAAGAGCCGGACGCGAGUUCCUUGCUAGACAAUUUUGGCUUCUAA